AUGUCAACGCCUCAAAUUUACUUCGAUCUUGAUAAAUUAUCAUCGACCGCUCUUAGUUUCACAGAUCAACAGUUUUAUGAUUUAGUUAAAGACUUACUCGGUAAUUCGCAAGCAAAACUAUUGGCUUACCAACAUAUUAAUAGUGUACCGUGUUUCUUAAUGUCUGAUGACGUAUGUGAUAUUUUAAAUUACGAUAUUAAUGAUCCGCAAUUAGAUGAAAUUAGAGAAGAAAUAUGUUUCAAAUUAAAAUCUCGUCAAUACAUGGUCAAAGGAGGAAUUAGAACGAGCAUUAGCUGUCUGAAAGAAUAUCUGCGUAAAAAAACUGAAGAAAAGUUGAAUGAACCAAAAAAAACGAAAUAA
Molecule: messenger RNA, 360 nt
Organism: Didymodactylos carnosus
Lineage: Eukaryota; Metazoa; Rotifera; Eurotatoria; Philodinida; Philodinidae
Source: the annotation of a GenBank genome assembly